Messenger RNA from Daphnia pulex (common water flea), 3283 nucleotides. Its product is annotated as aminopeptidase Ey-like. Lineage: Eukaryota; Metazoa; Arthropoda; Branchiopoda; Diplostraca; Daphniidae. The coding region runs from base 278 to 3151 and encodes 957 amino acids. The record is from RefSeq and is a predicted model, not a curated record. Gene Ontology annotation, biological process: proteolysis; peptide catabolic process. The transcript has 19 exons. Gene Ontology annotation, cellular component: cytoplasm. Gene Ontology annotation, molecular function: peptide binding; zinc ion binding; metalloaminopeptidase activity.
UUGUAUUGCUUUGAGAUGUUGUUUUUAAAAAUGAAUGCGUUUUCACAACGGGAGAGAUUUCAAUGUCGCUAUAAGUGCCUGAGUCGCAGCUUGCAAGAAUUCAGGGGAACGGCACGCACAGGCACAACCCCAUUGUCUUUGGCAAACAACCUGUAAGCGACCACUGUGGCAACAAGUGAACGCAUACUUGAAGUAGAUUCCUGGCUCGAGAUAGAUUUCUGCUUGUUAAGACUUCAUAAUUAAAAGUAACAUCCAAUAAGAACGGCUCUAGAUCAACAUGCAGCCGUGGGAUUUCCUGUUUAAACGUGACUGUGUUAUUUCCUUCGUUAUCUUCCUCCUCAUCUUUUUUCAAAAUUGGGGCACGGCUUUGACGGCGGACGAAGGCGACAUGCGUCUGCCGAAGAAUUUCCUUCCAAUUUCUUACGACAUUAAACUGAUUCCAAUUAUUGAAGAAGGCAACUUUACCACAAUCGGAUACAUAGAGAUUUUGGUGGACUGUUUGGAAACCACGUCCAACAUAUCGAUGAAUAGUGCUGAUAUCACCAUCAACCAGCCUUCAAUAUUGGUCACAAACUUAUUCUCGCAAGAUAUCGUUGAAGUAGCGGGUUUGAUUCUCGAACCUGAUCGGCAAAUAGUUACAAUCCAACUUGCUACUCAAAUCUUGUCCGGUCAGCAGUACAAGAUCUCCAUGAAUUUUGUGGCGGUGCUCAACAACGAAUUGCGAGGAUUUUAUCGAUCAACAUACGAAGAAGAAGGUGUAACAAAGUAUUUGGCCGUCACGCAAUUCUCGGCUCCCGAUGCGCGUCGCUCCUUUCCAUGUUUCGACGAACCAAACAUGAAAGCCGAAUUCACCAUUACACUCGGACGCAAGAAAACCAUGUCGUCCAACAGCAACAUGCCCAGAAUAAAAACUGAGCCCAUGCAAGACAUGGAGGAUUACGUUUGGGAUUUCUAUCAGACAACGGUGAAAAUGUCUUCUUACUUGGUUGGAAUGAUGGUGUCGGAAUUUGCUGGCACCCCGUCGGAAUCAGAGCUUAGUCGUGUCCCGUUUACCAUUUGGACUCGACCUAGUCUAACUAAACUAACUAAAUAUGCUGGGAAUAUUGGACCUCAGAUAAUGAAAUACUUGGAGUAUUACACACAGAUCGAUUAUCCAUUGCCAAAAGUUGAUAUGGCCGCUAUUCCUGACUUUGCCGCUGGUGCGAUGGAAAACUGGGGUCACAUUAAUUUCAAGGAAGCAGAUCUUCUCAUCGACGAACAGAGGUCAUCUGAAGUGGCCAAACAACGAGUGGCUGAAGUUACUGGUCACGAGUUGGCCCAUUUUUGGUUUGGUAAUUUGGUCACGCACGAUUUCUGGAAUUUGGUUUGGUUAAAGGAAGGAUUCAGUCGGUAUUUUCAGUACAUUGGAGCAGAUUCGGUGGAGCCUGGUUUCCUAAUGAACGAGCAAUUUGGUGUGGCUACUCUGCAGUCAGUAUUUCGGGUUGACAGUUUGGAGUCCUCGCGUCCGCUGGAUUUCGGAGUCAACAACUCCGCCUCUUUAAAUACACUGUUUGAUGUCGUCGUUUAUGAUAAAGGCGCUUCUAUUGUUCGGAUGAUGGCCAACUUUUUGGGGCACGAGUCUUUCCGACACUCAAUGACUCGCUACCUCCAUAGUAGAGCUUAUGGAAAUGCCGUACAAGAUGAUUUAUGGCAAGCCAUUCAAGAACAAGCCGACAUUGAUGGUCUCACACUGCCUGCAACUGUGAAAGCCAUCAUGGAUCCAUGGACUAUUAAAAUGGGCUACCCUUUAAUAACUGUUGCGAGGAAUUACGGUGGGUCUGUCGGUGGUAAAAUCACUCAGGGUCGAUUCCUCUUGCGGAAGAGCGCCAAUUCAACUGAAGACACGACGGUUUAUCGUUGGUUUGUUCCACUAACUUUCACGAACGAUUUUACUCUACCCCAUCGAUCAAUUUGGAUAUCUGACACCGAAGACAGCAUGUCAGUAGCAAACCUAUUUGCCGCAGAUGACCAAUGGGUCGUGUUUAACGUCGGUCAAGUUGGAUACUACCGGGUGUCUUAUGACGACACAAACUACGGUUUGAUUCUAAAGCAACUUUCAGAAGACUACACGGCGAUCCCACCUAAAAAUCGAGCCCAGUUGUUGGACGACACACUGACGAUUGCUCGUGCCAACAUUGUUUCUUACGAAAAAGCCAUGGAUUUGACCAAAUAUCUAGCCCUGGAACGUGAUUACGCACCUUGGACAGCUGCCGCAAACGCCCUCGACUUUAUUGACAUUAUGCUUUACGGUUUCGCAGACUUCAAUGAAUGGAAAGAUUACAUGAGUGGCUUAGUCAUCCCACUGUAUCAGUAUGUUGGCUUCGAUGAAGGUGCACAAGACACUCAUUUAUUCGUCUACACGCGCACCCACGCAAUUCAUUGGGCUUGCUUCAAGCUUGACAAUGCCGACUGCGUUCAACACGCCGACGAUGUUUACUCUUCCUGGAUGAGUAGUAUUAUCACUGAAAACGAUAUUUCACCUAAUCUACUGAGACUGAUCUCGUGUACGGCCAUCUCUAACGGAGGCGAUCCAGAGUGGAAUUUCGGCUACCAAAAGUACCUCGCUUCAACGCUUGCCAAUGAAAAACUGGAAUUACUUAAAGCCAUGACCUGCGCCAAAGACCCCGACAUCAUUUACCACAUGCUGGAACUUAUGAUUGACGAUACUUCUGGAAUACGCUUGCAAGAUGCCAAUACCUUAUUCAGUAGCAUUGCGUCGAAUCCAAUUGGUCACGGAGUGGCUCUGGAUUUUCUGAUAACUAGAUGGGAUGAAGUCAAUUCUUACUUCAGCGGGUAUGUAGGAUUUGGAGGAGGAUCUAGCAUGCCCGGUUUAUUCCGUUCUCUCUGCGAUCGAGUCAAUACCAACGAGCAAUUAACUAAGUUGAUCAAAUUACGCGAUGACCAUUUCGACGUCUUGGGGUCUUCCAAGUCAGUCAAACAAGGAGUGGAACUGGCUCAAUCCAACGUACUGUGGGUGGAACAGCACUACUCCGAAGUCAUUACUUGGUUGAAAAAACAAAAGAUUACGUCUAGUUCGGCGGCAAUCAACCCAAAUUAUCUGGCGAUGACAGUGCUAGCUCUCAUCGGCGGUGCUACAUUCUUUAGAAUAUGAUUUUCAAGUUACGUACCCGCUUGAUUAGCGGUCAUUAAUCACCAUCUAUAGCCGCAACAUCCAAUAUAUUUGAUAAAACUUGGAAGCUCUUGAUGGUUUUUGAAUGAAAGAAUAAAUGGAGUGGAGAUGAAA